This is a messenger RNA of Suillus subaureus, 1550 nucleotides long. RefSeq lists its product as uncharacterized. Lineage: Eukaryota; Fungi; Basidiomycota; Agaricomycetes; Boletales; Suillaceae. Bases 336 to 1337 code for a protein of 333 amino acids. The transcript has 2 exons. The record is from RefSeq and is a predicted model, not a curated record.
GAAAGGGAGGAACGAGGUGGUCUGAUUACGGGAGAUCGACUUUGUUCUUUGUCCAAGAGCCCGCUACACAAAGACAUACAUGUUCAUGGAACUUUGUAGGUGCAUUACGACACGAGCCUGGCUGUCUAAUAAGUAUUGUUAUAUACAUCUUCAUGAUGUGCCCGACCUUGCCAAAUCUCGAAAUAAUACGCAACUUGCAAGCAACCUGGGCAUAAACCACUCCGAGCCUUUGUCUUUGAUUCUCCUAAUCCUCAGCACCAUUUUUCAAACGCGCACCUUAAUCGGAGGGCAUCGCAAGAAUAGACAUUGUCAUCUUGGAAUACCAGCAACGGUCCAUGUCAGGACAGUCUACUGCAGCCGACCCGCAGCAGGAGAAGCAAGUUAGUGCGAGUAAGCUAUUCGAUAAAGAACACCAAGCGCAAUUCAAGAAGAUGCCCAGCAUCAUAGAGCACUAUGCUGCGCAUCGUGGGACGCCAUCUAAUGCAGAAUCUGCGCUUGUCUCGGGCAAGCGAAAGAGUACAACUGGGCCUGUCCAAAUCACUAGGAAGACACGCAAGUCGAGCACUGUGGUGAAGAAGGAUCGCGUUCCUUCCACUUCAUUGAGAUUACGCCCAGUUUUGAAGAAAGUCGUAUCAAGAAGAUUUGGUGACGAUGAUGACGGCGAAGAGGAGGACCGAGAUGUGCAGAAAUCUAAAUGUGUUCGCAUCAAUGCUGUUGAGGAAGCAAAGAGGAAAGGGGAGGAAGCGAAGAAGCUUAAAGACCGUGAAGCCAUUCGCCAUAGGAGCAACUCCGCUUUGUCGCUCGGCGUUGCUUCGCGAAGAAAUAGCGUAGGAAGUGUAUCUUCCAAGGGCACGAAGACUUCUCUCGUUGGCAAAUUAAGAGGUACAACCACUGGCACGACUCGAGCACAUGACUCUACCCUCAUGGCGCCAACUGUAUCAUCACUCGCCAAGACCAGCAGGCUGCUUGUGCCAUCGAAUUUCCCCGUCCAGGUGAAAGACAAGGGCAAGGAGAAGGGAAAAGAACAGAAGGAAACAGAUGCAGUUGAACAGAUAGUGAGUUCUCAGACAGUCCCCCGAAGUCAGGGCAAAAUCUUCAGCCAACCCUUGUUGAAGCCUUCGGAGCCACGUAUGUCCCUGGCAGCAGCAGCUGUCAUGUUCGAUACGGCGAAGCCUCCAAUCCUGCCGAGGCCGAAGGUGAUGCUCGGACAGUGGCCGCACAUAUCAAAGGGAGCGAUAAUGAAGCUGGCUGCGCAACAUGAGGUCCAGGAUGCUGAUACGAGCGAUAUCCCACAGCCACAAACGUCUGGAGAGGACGGCAGCCGCAUGGUAAUGUGAAAGUGGGUGGGGACGUGCCAGGUCAUGGGCAUUUCAUGAAGGCCGCGAUAUUGGAUAGCCAAUUGAAGACGCUGAAAAGCCCUGAAAAUGAGGAGGGGGUGGUAAGAGUGGCCGACUGAGGACCACGUGCGAGCCUGGGGGGGGUUUUUUUCUUGGUUAUCACGAACACCUUUAUAUAUGCAACUUUGCAAGUGUCCCUACCAUAUAUCUAAU